AUGGCGUUUCUCAACCGAAACCCGUCGCUAUGUUUUCUCGUGCUAACUUUCGCAUAUCUGUUGUUGCUAACCUCUCCGGUGCAUUCUCUCAGCUGUUCAUCACAGAAGUUCACCAACAACAAGCUCUAUACCAAGUGCACCGAUCUACCAACCCUCGGUGCAUCGCUCCACUGGACUCACAUCCCAAAAAACCCCUCCCUCUCAAUCGCAUUCGUCGCGCCUCCUGCUAAACCAGAGGGAUGGAUCGCGUGGGCUAUUAACCCGACACAAACCGGCAUGGCCGGUUCUCAAGCACUCGUCGCGUUCAAGGACUCGAACGGCUCGAUGACAGUGAAGACAUACAACAUCAGCUCGUAUUCCUCCCUUGUUGAAGGCAAGAUCUCGCUUGAAGUUCCAGAGUCCAGUGCGGAGUACAGCGACAAAUCGAUGAAGAUCUUCGCAACGGUGAAGUUGCCGAAGACGAUGACGGAGGUGAAUCAUGUCUGGCAGGUCGGUGGUUCGGUUGAGGAGGGAAUGCCGGUGAAACAUGAAUUCCAGCCAGCGAAUUUGAAGGCGAUGGGGAAACUGCAACUGCAAUUGACGGAGAAUGCACAGAGUAAUGAUACUGCUACAACCCCCGUCGGCAGUCCUAGCAUUGCUCCGAUCACAUCCAUAACUCCAUCCCCAAGCCCAAAGACUAACUCAGGUUCUCGCAAUACCAUAACGUACGCAUUCUUUAUGCUUAUGGUUAGGGUUUUGAUCUUGAAUUAG
This is a messenger RNA of Lactuca saligna, 750 nucleotides long. Lineage: Eukaryota; Viridiplantae; Streptophyta; Magnoliopsida; Asterales; Asteraceae. The record is from the annotation of a GenBank genome assembly.